Dothidotthia symphoricarpi CBS 119687 is the source of this 1387-nucleotide messenger RNA. Its product is annotated as putative isomerase YbhE. Gene Ontology annotation, molecular function: protein binding; 6-phosphogluconolactonase activity. The record is from RefSeq and is a predicted model, not a curated record. Lineage: Eukaryota; Fungi; Ascomycota; Dothideomycetes; Pleosporales; Dothidotthiaceae. The transcript has 2 exons. The coding region runs from base 185 to 1387 and encodes 400 amino acids.
UACCCCCAAUCUCCAGCCAUAUCGCUGUGGACGACUGCAUCUCUUAACAGCAGGCCUGCAAUAUCAAUCGUACACAUGUGAGCUUGAAUGAUCGUCCCCGAUAUCAUUUUCAACAAAAGUAUCAGUGUACUUAAUGUGCGCUUCGCCGUUUGCAAUGUGUUGAGUACAACGGACAACUCCAACCAUGUCACCCACUAUGCUACCUACACAUUCUCUUAUACUACCGCUUUUUAUGGGCGGACUCGCAAGCGCGGCCAACCUCUGGGCAACUCACUACUCAGGCACAAUUCACUCUCUCGUCUUCAGCGGAAUCGACUUCACGCUGAACAGCUCACUCAGUACUGGAAACAACGUCCCAAGCUGGAUCACCUAUGAUGGUCCUGGCAAAUCAUUGUACAUUGCAGAUGAGAUGUUUUCCGGAGCAGCGGGAGGGAAUCUCACCUCGUUUGCGAUUGGUAGCAAUGGCGCGUUGACGGCAAAAGGAAAGGGAUCUACUCCGCUGAGUGGGGUUGCUACUGCGCUGUACGGUGGAUCGGAUGGGAGAGGGUUCAUCGUGAGCGUUCACUAUUCGACGUCGCAGCUGACAACGUUCAAGCUGCCACUGAACGGUGGUCAGCCACUCCAGUCACUGAAGUAUACGAUGAGCGGCCCUGGAUAUAACCCAGGACGUCAAGAGGCUCCGCAUCCGCAUCAUGCGUUUGUGGACCCAACAGGGGACUAUCUCAUCGUGCCUGAUCUAGGCGCUGAUUUGAUUCGCAUCAAUAAAAUCGACAAAAUCUCUGGCAAGCUCGCGGAGUGUGGCACCGGCAAGCCUGUUCCUGGAACCGGUCCACGGCACGGCGUUUUCUGGACUCCUACGAGAUCCCAAUCGCGGAUCCGACGAGGAACAAAGGACACGACUCUAUUCAUCGCCAACGAGCUCUCCAACUCUGUCUCGGGAUGGAAAGUCUCAUAUCCCUCGGGCUCAGGUGGUUGCCUGAGCUUGACACUAAAGAACACCCUGACUCCAUAUGAGGGAAACAGUUCUGCUCCAUUGGGUACCAAAGUCGCCGAAGUAAAGGUCAAAGGUUCUUCACUCUACAUGACGAAUCGAAACGACAAGAAGUUCUCCGGAAAUGACUCAAUUACGCAGUACUCAAUUGCGUCAGACGGUACAAUCGCCUGGACAGACAACACGUCUUCUUACGGGACGUAUCCGAGGACAUUCGAUAUCAACAAGGCCGGCGAUUUUGUCGCAAUUGGCGAUCAAACAACAGCAAAUGUAGCUAUUGUUGCGAGGGAUACAAUGACUGGUAGGCUCGGUAAGCUAGUUGCCAAUUUGAGAAUCGGUACCGCCGGGACGCCAGAGAACGAGGAUGGUCUUAGUGCGGUUGUGUGGUCUGAUUAG